AUGGAACCGCCGGCAAAGCGCAUGCGCAUACUGCAAUCAGUCGAGGUCGACGAAGACAAUGCCGAGUACAUCAAGGCCAAGCAGAAACAACAGCAGAAGCUCAAAAGCCGAUUUGAGUCUAUAUUCGAGAAAUUUGGAAACAUGAAUCCAUCCCAAAGCGACGAAAUCGACUUCAACACAAACAGCGUGGUUGUGGAUAGAGGCCAUCUGCGGAGACUGAAGCGUCGAGCCAAUGGCAAAGAAAAGACGUUACUGGAAUCUAUCGUCAUGGGAAAUGAAAGCCAGUCGGAGGACGAUGGAGAUGAUGACGAGGAAUUGGGAGAAGGGGAAGAUUCGGAGGACGAACUGGCACCCCCGCAGACGGUCAAGCCAAAGGCUGCUGGACCGCCUGAGCAAGACAUAAACAAACAACAGACAGCAGCCACCGAGGCCAAUGCGCUACAGCCUGCAAUACCUCAACCAGCCUUCACAGCAACGUCCAUGCCGCAAUUCGGCAUUCCGCAAACGCCCAAUCCUUCGAACCCCACCGCAGACCUUCUACAACAUCUUCAGUUUCCACAAACACCUGCGGGGCAGCAAGCACAAAACGCUUUUCACGCCAGUCUACUGCAGACGAUUCAUCAAGCUGUCAACCAAGCCGUAGCCGGUCUUGUACUGCCAAACGCUUCAACACCCUUCGCAAACGCCGCUCCUCCACCUAUUACUCCGAUAACUACAGAUGACAAGGUAGCGCCUGCGACGGACCCGAAAUGGUUCUUUCCACCUCUGUCUGCACAACCACGCCGAGUUCCAGUCGCCCAAUCGAGCCCUCUCCCAAGCUAUACGACAGCACCGAUAGCGAAAGAGACAGGUCCACAACACUCACACACUACCUCAAGGGAUGUCGCUGAUGGAAUACCCUGUGCCUCGAUUCGUACAAGACCGGAUGAAAGCUCACCAACGAGACCUCGUCGAACCAGUCCACGUGUUGAAAUCCAGAGGCGCAUCCCCAGGACUGCAAGGAGAUAUCACUUCACUCACGAAGAUGAUGUGUACAUAAGCAAGCGCAAGAAAAUAGACGGAGUUUCGUGGACGGUUAUCAAAGAAGGUCAACAAAAGUGGAAGGAGUGGCCAAUAAGCGCACUUCACAAUCGCUGGAAUGUAAUCAAGAACCAAAAUCUUCACCUGCAAGAGCCUGCUAAAGCUCCUACGGGUGGUCGCGUUGUUGAGGAGAGUCAGAUCUCCAAGGAACACGAUCCCGUUGUAUCAAAGCCGCCGCACCAUCUGCCGACACCAAGUUCAUCCGAGCAUGAAGAUUAUCAUCAGAGCCUUGUCCGGUCGACAGAAGAUGGGGUUCAGAAUCUGCGUUCGUCGAGCACGCAUUAUGAUGACGAUGACCGCGAUCUGCUAUCCCUUGCUGGCAAUGAUUCUGAUGAAGAUCAACUCCCGAUAAACCACGACGACGACAACGAUACACUUUUAGACACAUCAGGAGAUGUGAUACUGCCGUCCAUCGAGACGAGAGAUUUGAUCGAUGAAGAUACACUACAAAGCGACUUGCUUGCAGACUUGCCAACGCAAGACGAUAUCGCAACACCAGUCCGGGAAUCUUCUUGCAUAGCAAUAAAAGCCGAGCCAGCCUUCUCUUCGCCAACCACACUUCGAACACGGAAGCAUGCAACGCCACUCGCCGAAGUAAUACCCGAUUCGCAACAGACCGAAGAUGACUUGCAGACUGACCUUGUCCUGCCAUCCCCUCACAACAUCGAAAACAAAUCCUCGGGAAUUGCUAAGCCCGAUGCAGUCCAACAAUCAAAGGAGCAAAACACGCAUGCCAGCUCCCACCGAAGAAGCUCAUCCCUCGACCUCAUCGGCACCACUACCGAAGACGAACUCCUCCCCUCACCACCCAACCCAACAACUCCAUCCUUGAACCGUUCCCACGAACCAGCCAGCCCGCGAACCGCUUUCCUCUCUACCACCUACCAAACACCCAAAGUCCGCAAUACCGACGGCAGUAGCGACAAAGGCAGCAAAUCCACAUCGAAGGCCGACCGAAAGGCAUUCCACAAACGGAUCAAGAGGGAGUGGACGAGGAAAGGUACGCCGGCGAAGGAGAGUGCGGCAAAGAGAAAGAGUCUAGGGGGGUUGGAAGUGAGGAAACGGAGAUGGGUGGAUGUUGAUGGGGAGGGGAGUGAGGAUGAACUCGCUAAGUUUUGA
Alternaria arbusti is the source of this 2199-nucleotide messenger RNA. RefSeq lists its product as uncharacterized. The transcript has a single exon. The record is from RefSeq and is a predicted model, not a curated record. Gene Ontology annotation, cellular component: nucleus. Lineage: Eukaryota; Fungi; Ascomycota; Dothideomycetes; Pleosporales; Pleosporaceae. The coding region runs from base 1 to 2199 and encodes 732 amino acids. Gene Ontology annotation, molecular function: histone binding; protein heterodimerization activity.